Stylophora pistillata is the source of this 4234-nucleotide messenger RNA. RefSeq names its product C2 domain-containing protein 5. Gene Ontology annotation, molecular function: calcium-dependent phospholipid binding; calcium ion binding. NCBI's taxonomy places the organism in Eukaryota, Metazoa, Cnidaria, Anthozoa, Scleractinia, Pocilloporidae. Gene Ontology annotation, cellular component: plasma membrane. Gene Ontology annotation, biological process: positive regulation of protein targeting to membrane; positive regulation of vesicle fusion; positive regulation of D-glucose transmembrane transport. The record is from RefSeq and is a predicted model, not a curated record.
AAUUUUGACAGAUGCGAGUCUUUGGUAGACUUUUGUAUCUAUGACACAACUUUCUCGAUCCUUUCUUAGAUUUUUAAGAUUGCUUACCUUUUUAGAUCACGAGUAAAAAAAUGUUCUAAUCUGAAAUACUGGUAGCUGUACAGGUGCUAUUGCGUACCGGAAACUUAGAUGUUUGAAACUCGAUCCUGCUAGUUGAAAAGCAUUAGGCUUUAACCUGUAGCUACUUUUGAGCUUUUUGGUUGGACGAAUUCUCAUCGGCCAUCUCAGGAUGCCUGCUAAGAUAAAAGUUCGCAUUGUAGCUGCUCGAGAUCUCCCUGUAAUGGAUCGAUCGAGUGACUUGGCUGACGCUUUUGCAGAGGUUCGUCUUGGUAAUGUGUUGCAUAAGACAGAUGUGUGUAAGAAGUCACUUAAUCCUCAGUGGAACUCGGAGUGGUUCAGAUUUGAGGCUGGUGAUGAAGAGAUACAAGAUGAGCCUUUGCAGAUCAGAAUUAUGGACCAUGAUACUGUGACUGCCCAUGAUGCUAUUGGAAAGGUAAAUAUAAGUCUAGGUCCUCUGCUAACACAAGAUCCACCAGGAAGUAUUGAUGGAUGGUUUCCAAUUUACGACACAAUGCAUGGCAUUCGUGGGGAAGUGAGUGUUAUUGUUAAAGUGGAUUUUUUUACUGAUUCUAACAAGUUUCGACAGAGUUCAUGUGGUGUGCAGUUCUUCUACACUUGUUCUGUCCCAUAUGGCCAUAAAGCUCUAGCUAUUCAUGGUUUUGUUGAGGAGCUUGUUGUUAAUGAUGAUCCAGAAUACCAAUGGAUUGAUAAGAUCAGAACACCAAGAUCUUCUAAUGAAGCACGGCAGAGGCUAUUUACCAAACUUUCAGGAGAACUGCAACGGAAAAUUGGUCUUAAAGUUUUAGAGGCUGGAGGAAACACUGUUAUUGGUUAUCGUCAGUGUUUUGACCUGGAGGGUGAAUAUGGAAUUGUAGUGCGGGGUAUUGGUACUGCUGUGACACUAGCCAAUGUUCUUACUACAGUAGGCACCAAUUCUCACCCAUCCACUCCUGUGCAUCCAUUAACUUCAUCAGGAGAAGUUGGUCCAGGAAGCCAUGUCUCAGACUCGGGGUUUAUCUUCCCAGACACAUUGCAAAGCUUACCAGUUCCAUCUACUAAAGUUAUGACUCCUUCCCGUCGUCGUAUUUCAUCUUCUGAUUCUGAUCCAAUGCCAGAUUCUUCCCCAAAAGAUCGUGUCGCUGUUCUGGCUAGCAGUGCAGGAGUUGAUAGUAGUGGUGGUAGUGCAGGUGGGACUUCUUUUCCCAUACCCAAGGGAAUUUGGCAGCCAGUCAUUCAAAAGCAGAAAACUGUGGAAGAUCUGGAGUUUCCUUUCUUCACCAUCACAAAAUUCCCUUCUGGUUUCCUGAGGCACAUUGGUGGAGUUGUAACUGCAAGAUCAGUGAAGCUUCUCGACAAAAUCAAUCACCCAGAUGAACCAGAAACUCGAGAUGCAUGGUGGAGUGAAGUUCGAAUGGAAAUUCGAUCCCAUGCCAGAGCUCUUGGCUGUCAUGCUGUUGUGGGAUAUUAUGAAGUUACGAGCAUAUGUGAUGAGCUAAUAGUGCUGUCAGCAUCAGGAACCGCAGCAUGUAUAGACCUACAGCUAGCAACAGCAGAACCUACUGGAGUUGGUCUUGGCAUUCUCAGUAUGUGUAUGGUUAUUUUAAGCAGGCACCUGUUGCAGAAAAAGGCCCAGCUGUACCAUCAAAUGCAGCAAGUCAUACAGAACAGGCUGCCCCACUUCAAGUGGACAUUGGUGAUCAUGAUGGGUGAGUGGAAUUGUCAACCUGGCAAACUAAUAAACAACAUAAUUUGUUUACUACACAGGAUUAAGAAAGUUCCUGAUGUAAUAUUUGCGACAACAGAGCCACCAGUUGAAUCACCCAUUGUUGGCAGAGGUUGUCUACUGCAGGCUCGUGUUUGUAGAACAAAAAAGAAAGACAAGGGUGAAGCAAAUGCGGAUAUAGUUAGUUCUAUUUUACCAUUUCUAGAGUAUGAACUUCACCAGCAGCUGUUGAACAAACUUAAGGUUAAAGGCAUGAAUGCACUGUUUAGACUUCAUCUUCAGAUAUCAGUAGGAGAAAGCCUGAUCAUAGGAACUGCAUCUUCUACUGCAGUUUUUCUAGAAGCAUUACCUACACCACCACUACUGAAGAUUACUGGACGGUGUCUAUCUGCUGAAGAAGAUAAAAGAAUUGCUGAGAUCCAGAAACAAAUUGUGGAAACAACGAACAAGAACAGGGCCAGUUUCAAACUUACAGAUACUGUGCAUUUACACACUCCCAAAGCAACACCACCUCCCAGUCCAUCACAAAAUGCUCAGUCUGUGCUCAUGGUUGAUACAGACCUGGAUGAGGGUCCUAAGGCAGAGUUAGAUUUGUGCACAGGGUCCAAGGAUGCAUAUGUUGUAGAGAUUGAUGAUAAAAAGGAUGAGGAUGUGGUGGCUGUCUUACUGGAUGAGCCAGCUCCUGAUGGUUUUUAUUCCUGCAAUACAGAAACACUUCCUGGUGCAGUUCAUCUUAAAUCAGGAGUUAAGAUGAUAACAGCAGUUCAGAGAAAAGCACUGAGUGAUGAGGACAUAAGAACAAAUCAGCAGUUUGCCAAAUUGUUUGAAGACACAAUAAAGAGUUUCUGGUUCAAGCUUCGCAGUAGAUCUCCUUGCUGUCUCUCAAAUGUACAAUUUGAUAUUGAAAUACCAGAAGAUGACAAUAUUCAGGUGGCUGUAACAGGAGUGGCUGUUUCUAUAGAGGAAAGAGAUGGUGAUGAAGGACAUUUCUUGAAGUUAAAAAGAAACAUAAGUGACAGAUCUCAUUCCCGCCCCUUGCACUCUGAAAAUAUGAUGGAAUCAGAUGAUUUACUCUUUCCCAUUGAGGAAGUGGUCGACAACUCUGCUGUAGAAAAACUAAAAUCAGAAUCAGAUUCCAAUUCCAAAAGACACCUUGAUCAUCCUCUAUGUGUAAAAAUAAAGCAGGCCCCAUAUCGUCCUGCUGUGGAGGUGACAUCAAUGUCCUACUUACCAAAUACACAAAUUGAAUGUUUCCUUGGCAACAUCAACUUGUUUUUAAUACGGGAAAGUCAUACAGUGCGCGAGAAUGGUGGUUUAAAUGUAUUCAUGCAAGCAUUUGUUGCCGAGGCUCAAGCAAUGCUAAGAGCACAUGUCCUGGCUAUUGGAGGAAAUGCUUUGGUUUCCUACCAAUUAAAUGAGAUUGUUUUAUUGGAUAAUCCUCAUAAACAUCAGGGACAAUGCUUGCUUAACAUCAGUGGUGAUGCUGUACGGGUACUUUACGAGGAGGAAGACAUCCUAGAAACAUCAGUUCGAGGAACACCUCGGAAAAGAACUGUCUCAUACUCAGAAGCUAAUACUGAAACACCGGUCCAUAUUGUACGUCAGCGAUCCAUCUCAGCCUCAGAAACUUCCACUACCACACUGAUAACUUACGAUCCGUGUUAUGGGACAGAAAUAUAGAAAAUGAAGCCUUGUAAAUACUAUGCAAGCUCAACAGGAGAAAGAAGAGUUAGCUGGCAAAAUAGACUGUUGUGUUUGCUUCUAUAACUCUUGCAAAAUGAAGGCUCUGAGUCAGUUCAAGAAGUAAUUGGAUUGGUGUAGUUGAAAUAACUUUUUAGAAUGGAAGAGAAAUGGUAGCUUUGGAGUAUUGAGAGAGUUAUAAGGCGGGAGCACCACUUUAGUAUGAAAUAUGGUCAAAACUGGACCAGCUAGCAAUAGAGGAAUUUCAUAGAAAAUUGUGAAAAAUUAAUUAUAAACAUCUUUCUGGAGCUUCCAUCACAUACAAAGAGAACCUAUUCCUCUGAAGCAUUUUGCAUGCUUUUGCAUAAAUUGUGGUUUUAAGGAAAUUGGUUUUGGUUGUGACUUCAAAGAGCCAAACCAGAUUUGAUGAUUAAAUUAUUUGUGGACAUUGGAAUGAUAAUUUCUUGUUCAGUAUCACUUGAUAAAAUCUCAAUAAAAUUAGUAUGCUAUGACUGUAAUUCAGUCUAACCAUUGACUUACCAGUAUAUUUAUUUAGUAUCUUUAAGUGAAUUUGUUUUUUUCUAAUCUCUAAUUUUGUUAAAUGGUGUAUACCUAGAAAUUAAAAAUUGUUUCAUUUUUCAUUCCAUACGUUCAGAUAGGUGUCAAUUAAUCUUGGCUGUUGCAGUCUAAAUUAAGAGUUAAAACUAGGACAAAUAUCAUGCUUUUUUUUUG